Xyrauchen texanus (razorback sucker) is the source of this 4051-nucleotide messenger RNA. RefSeq names its product receptor tyrosine kinase-like orphan receptor 2 (gene ror2). Gene Ontology annotation, molecular function: transmembrane receptor protein tyrosine kinase activity; ATP binding; protein binding. Gene Ontology annotation, cellular component: signaling receptor complex. Gene Ontology annotation, biological process: positive regulation of kinase activity; protein phosphorylation; multicellular organism development. NCBI's taxonomy places the organism in Eukaryota, Metazoa, Chordata, Actinopteri, Cypriniformes, Catostomidae. The transcript is spliced from 9 exons. The record is from RefSeq and is a predicted model, not a curated record. The coding region runs from base 316 to 3156 and encodes 946 amino acids.
UUCCCUCCCUUGGGAAGAGGGAUCCAUCCUACGUUAUGAGGAGCUGCAUUUUCUCGCUCACUUCUCUAUUGGAGAUUUUUGGGACGCUUUAGAAGUAGUGGCGUCGACAAGCUUCUAUCGAUUGCGCGGGAUGAAACGCGUUAUUAUUUUGCCAAUGAGCCAUCAAAAACAGACGUUUCAUUCACUGCACACUUGAGACUUUCGAGAGAAAAAAAUAACGCGUGUUCUUCGCACGCACAGACUCUGUUAUCACUUGUGGAGCGGUUUGGAAGUUGUAACACUCUGACUCCAGUGUUCAGUAUCAGUAUCAGCUGUAUGGGAGGAAUGUUCACAGUGAGGAUGUAUCUAGUCAGGAUUACGUCUAAUGCACUGGUGCAUUUCACUAAAACUCGUUUCUUAAUGAUGUCCAUCUUCCUCGCGACCUUUACAUAUGCAGUGGCUGAUAUUAACCUGUCAGAGUCUGGAGAGAUCGAAGCUUUAGCUGAAGCUCAGAGCGGUGGUCUGCCAACAGCUGAAGGUUAUUUCCUGGAGUUUGUGGAGCCGCCAAACAAUAUAACCAUAGUACAGGGCCAGACGGCCACUCUGCACUGCAAAGUAGCGGGCCACCCGCGGCCCAGCAUCCGCUGGUUAAAGAACGAUGCUCCGGUGGUACAGGAGCAGGGCCGAAUCUCCAUCCGCAAGACAGAGGCUGGAUCCAAACUCCGCAUUCAGGACCUGGACACAACUGACACUGGAUACUACCAGUGUGUGGCCUCCAAUUCUGUCAAAGUCAUCUCGGCAACUGGAGUGCUCUAUGUGCGACUAGGACAAUCCCCGACGCAUGGGGGAGCAGAUGAUUCAACGCAUGAGAAGGGCUUCUGCCAGCCGUACCGAGGCAUCGCUUGUGCUCGCUUUAUAGGAAACAGGAGUAUCUAUGUGGAGUCUCUGCAGAUGCAGGGAGAAAGUGAAAACCGCAUCACUGCGGCCUUCACUAUGAUUGGCACCUCCACUCAACUCUCAGACCAGUGUUCUGAGUUUGCCAUUCCGUCCUUCUGCUACUAUGUCUUCCCGUUGUGUGAGGAGGGCACCAGAGGUCCAUGGCGGCGCCAACUCUGCCGCGAUGAGUGUGAGGCAUUGGAGAACGACUUGUGCAAUGCCGAGUAUACCAUUGCACGCUCCGAUCCCCUCAUCCUCAUGCAGCUAGAGUUGCCCGCAUGCAACCUGCUUCCCCACCCUGGAUCACCUGAAUCAGCCAGCUGCAUUCGCAUUGGCGUGCCACCCCAGUAUUCACCCCCAGAUCACAGCUGUUACAAUGGAAGUGGUGCCAACUACAGGGGCACAGUCAGCGUGACAAAAUCAGGGUACCAGUGUCAGCCCUGGAGUGCCCUAUAUCCACACAGUCACCAUCUGACCCCUAUUGAGUACCCUGAACUCAGAGGAGGGCACAAUUUCUGCAGAAAUCCUGGAGGGCAAAUGGAGAGCCCUUGGUGUUUCACUUUGGACCCUAAUGUUAGAGUGGGUGUCUGUGACAUUCAUCCCUGCCAACCCCCAGAGAAAAUGAAAAAGGAGAUACUUUACAUCUUAAUUCCCAGUAUAGCCACCCCUCUUGUCAUUGCCUGCUUAUUCUUCUUGGUCUGUAUGUGUCGCAACAAACAAAAGGAGUCUGCUGACACGCCUACUCGCCGACAACUCACCACCUCACCAAGUCAAGAAAUGGAGCUGCCUCUUCUUAAUCAGCACAAGCAUCAGGCAAAGCUGAGAGAAAUCAACCUGUCUGCGGUUCGAUUCAUGGAGGAGCUUGGAGAAGACCGUUUUGGCAAGGUGUACAAAGGUCACCUCUAUGGUACCGCCCCAGGUGAACAGACCCAGGUGGUGGUCAUAAAGACAGUGAAAGACAAGGACGAAGGUACCCUGCGGGAGGAAUUCCGCCACGAGGCCAUGCUCCGUUCCCGCCUACAGCACCCCAAUAUUGUCUGCCUUUUGGGCGUGAUGACUAAAGACCAGCCCAUGAGUAUGAUCUUCAGCUACUCUGGACACGGUGACCUCCACGAGUUCCUGGUCAUGCGGUCCCCCCACUCAGAUGUGGGCAGCUCUGAUGAUGACAAGACGGUCAAAUCCACCCUGGAACAAGCAGAUUUCCUACACAUCGUCUCACAAAUAGCAGCUGGAAUGGAGUAUCUAUCUAGCCACCAUGUGGUCCACAAGGAUCUGGCCACUCGCAACAUCCUGGUCUGCGAUAAGCUCAAUGUGAAGAUCCUGGACCUUGGGCUGUUUCGAGAAGUCUACUCUGCUGACUACUACAAGUUCAUGGGUACUAGUCCCUUCCCCAUCCGUUGGAUGUCCCCAGAAGCCAUAUUAUAUGGCAAAUUCUCCACUGAUUCAGACAUCUGGUCCUAUGGCGUGGUGCUGUGGGAGAUAUUCAGCUAUGGCCUUCAACCUUAUUGUGGCUAUUCAAACCAGGAUGUCAUAGAGUUGGUACGCAACAGACAAGUGCUUUCCUGCCCAGAUGACUGUCCGACCUGGAUUUACACACUUAUGUUAGAGUGCUGGAAUGAGUUCCCUGCGAGAAGGCCUCGUUUCAAAGACAUUCACGCACGUCUGCGCACCUGGGAGAGCUUGUCCAACUACAAUAGCUCUGCGCAGACCUCGGGGGCAAGCAACACCACUCAGACAAACUCCCUCAGCACGAGCCCCGUCAGUAACAUCAGCAAUGCCCGCUAUGUUAGUCCCAAAAAGGCAUCCCCCUUUCCUCAGCCUCAGUUCAUGCCCAUGAAGGGCCAGAUGCGCCCAAUGGUGCCAUCUCAGCUCUACAUCCCAGUCAAUGGCUACCAGCCAGUGCCUGCCUAUUCGUACCUGCAAAACUUCUAUCCCAUGCAGAUCCCCAUGCAGAUGCCUCCACAGCAGUUGCACCCCCAGAUGAUCGCCAAGGCUGGAUCACACCACAGCGGAAGUGGCUCCACCAGCACUGGCUACGUCACCACUGCACCGUCCAAUGGUUCUGGCACAGAAAAAGCAGCCCAUAUGAACGAAGAGCAAAAGGCAACCGAAGAGGAAAUAGCUGAUGGGGCCUCUCAAAAUUGUCUCCACAAUGAGGACCUAUCUGUUCCUGAGACAGAGCUCCUGGGGGACAAUGACAGUCCACAGACAGAGGACAAUGAUGUCAACUCAGAAGCAUAAGGCAACCUUUUGUAUCUGAUGAGAAAGAACAAUUCUGUAAACUGUGAUUUUUGUCAGUUUGGCAACAGUUUAAAAAAAAAAAAAAAGUGAAGGGAACCAGUUAUUAACCCAUGAACUUGCUGUUAUUUAUGGGGCUUUCUUUUUUGAAGAUGGUACUUUUAAAAUUAAUCUCAGCUUUACCCAUGAGCGUUGGUUUUCUGAGUGUUUGAUGAAGAAUCUGGCUUUCAGCUCUUCUGUUUUGGGUUCAGGAGCAGACAUGAUACAUAGACAGCAUCUUGGUUUCAUAUUUGAAUUGUUGCAAAGCUAUUCAGAAGAAUUUACGUUCUCACUGUUGCUGUGCAACAUGAAACAUCUUUUCAUUAAGGACAUCUAUUACUGUACCCAAUCACGUUAAUUUCCACACUGCUUAAGGCAGAGUUAUGGUCGUCUUGCAUUCCCACUAACAUAAGAACAAAAUUUCUAGUUUUUAUUUCAUUUUUUUUUGUUUUUCUUUUGAUUAACGCUUUGAGCUCCACUACAGGAAAAAAAAAUCUUGCUUGAUGACAUUGCAUGAUGAAAACUGCACCAUGGAUCACAAUAUGGAACUAUAAAACAAAUGGAUGAGCACAGACUUGAAUGCUCUGUUUUAGAAAUAGCUUUUUAAAACAUUGAAUACUUGUUGUAAAGAUUUGUAAUUUAUGUAAUUGAUUUGUAACUGGUUUGUAUUGUUCUACUAUGUGUCUCAUUUUCAGGCAGGUUUAUUUAGCCAGUAGUAUUACUUUAAAGUCAUACUGUAUCAACCAGAUACUUGCUUUCUACCCAGAUGUAAUUAACAAACAUUAACCAUAUACUGUGUAUAACAAGACACAUGGACUAUCCAAUAAAGUAAAACAUAACAUGAUAUUACUUUCAAAGU